This is a messenger RNA of Cooperia oncophora, 375 nucleotides long. The record is from the annotation of a GenBank genome assembly. Lineage: Eukaryota; Metazoa; Nematoda; Chromadorea; Rhabditida; Trichostrongylidae.
AUGAUGAAAAUCCGAAGCAGAGCAAUGUCGAUUACAUCUACGAGUACAUCGCCAAUAUAUUCGUUCAGCACUUUACUAACCUUACCGAAGCCCAAAUUCGGGUCAUUAUCAAAGGAUUCUUCAGCUUCAACACAGACCAAGGCGGUAUGCGAAACCAUCUUCGCGAUUUCCUUGUGCAAAUUAAGGAAUUCAACGGUGAAGAUACCUCCGACCUAUUCCUCGAGGAAAGGGAGGCUGAGAUUCAGGCGGUUCAAGCGAAAAAGAACGCCGUCCCUGGGAUGCUCGAUCCGAAUGCGAUGGUGGACGAAGACGAAAUGCGCUAAAGCGGUUGCCUCCCAGCUGGCGUUCCCUCAAUCAAAUUUCACUGUUCAUUGA